Molecule: messenger RNA, 730 nt
Organism: Cryphonectria parasitica EP155
Lineage: Eukaryota; Fungi; Ascomycota; Sordariomycetes; Diaporthales; Cryphonectriaceae
Exons: 1
Coding region: 186-437 (83 amino acids)
Source: RefSeq, a predicted model, not a curated record
UGGGAUAUCUUAUACAUUUAUACAUAAGACGCUUAGGUCUAGUCUUCUCUCCUUGCUAGUGCUGAUCCAUACCCACUGGCCAGGAAGCAGUGCUGCGCCAUUCCUACCCCAUUUCCAUUUCAUCCACCAACAAACACAACAGCAAAGAAACCCCUCUCCUUUUUCGUUCCUUCCCGCCUGUUGUCAUGAAGGUAUGGUAUGGUAUCCAGCAAAAAAAAAAAAAAAAAAAAAGAGUCUGUCAUAGUCCUCCUCCUCUCAAAAUGAAAAUCAUUCAUGCGUCCAAGAAUGGACCCCCCUGCCUCCUGUUCUCGAGUGGGCCUGUGCCGGUCUAUCUCAGGGCAAUGGAAAAGCGAUGCCAUCCUGUUUUUACCGUUUCCGCCUCCUCCCAAGGAACAAGAAGGAAAAUGAAAGCCGCCCGGCCAUAUGAAGCCGGCUGAGUACAACUCAUAUAUGGGACAACACCGGAUCUCCCAGAAUCAAAUGCGAGUAAGAAAACGUGAAAAGUAAUGAAGCAGUAGGUUGACGAGGUAAGCGUUUCCUGAUUGGCCACAGGCGUGCACAUCUUUCAUCGUCAGCAUCAAGGAAUCAAAUGAAAAAUCUGAAGAACGCUGGCCGCCUUGUAUGAGAAAGAGUUUUGCCAUCCACGACCAAACAACAUUUUGGCGGCUCCAAAGUCUUGCACGCUGGUGCACCCUGAAUGCACUGCAUGCCAUCAAGCUCUCCGCCGCAC